AUAUUAUUUUGUUAGAGUGGCAACGCUGUUUGUUAUUGUCGACCAAUUUUGUUUACCAAUUUGUGCAAUUGAUUGUAAGAAAUAUUUGAAAAUACUGACAGAGAAUUUUAGUAAUAUGAGUACAUUGGAAACCAAUAUCGAAAUGUUAUCGUCAGCUGAAAUCACCCCGAAGAAGAGCGGCGACGCCAAAGAAAGCGCCAAACUGGAAGAAUUAAUUUCGCUGGAAACAUUGCGUGAAUCGCCUGUGCAGUGGCCAGAACGCUUUCCCGGCAUGGAGGAGUUCCUGACCAUGAGCGAAACACCCAUACACACACCAACCGCUGACUCUGCACAGAUAUUGUCCAGCAAUAAUAUGGCCUCCAUUAAUCAGUUUGCCCGCCUGCCGCCGGAACAGCUGGUCGAGAAAAUUAAAGAGAUGCAUGACCAAAUAUAUAAACUAGGCCUGCGUGAGUCUAAGGAAAUGACGCGCGGCAAAUUGUUGGGCAUCUUUGAUCGCGAUCGUUUAACUCGGGCGAAAGCUAUGCGCAAUUAAUUGUAUGGAAAAGCUGCGAUUUCUGAUUUCGCAUUAAUUAUUUAUAGUUGUAUUUGAUUGUAUUUAUAUAUAUAUAUAUAUAUAUAACAUAAUCACAUAGAUAUAUGUUUGCGUGUGGCUAUCAAUUAAAUGCCCAAUACCACAAUUUGUAAAAUUAUGUUCGUGAGCUAUGCUGUUAUGCUAGUCAACAAUAAAUAACAUUUAUUUCCAAUAAAGCCUCAUUAUGGCAUACAUAUAUGUAUAUA
This is a messenger RNA of Drosophila montana, 777 nucleotides long. It is a transcript of the gene lin-52, whose product is annotated as lin-52. Gene Ontology annotation, cellular component: DRM complex. Gene Ontology annotation, biological process: regulation of DNA-templated transcription. The record is from RefSeq and is a predicted model, not a curated record. Bases 116 to 532 code for a protein of 138 amino acids. NCBI's taxonomy places the organism in Eukaryota, Metazoa, Arthropoda, Insecta, Diptera, Drosophilidae. The transcript is spliced from 4 exons.